AUUGAGACAACUCGCCCACCACCUCUAUCCCACCCUCCGCACCUCCAGGAUGUCGACCGUGCACAACACCAACGUCGCCUGCUGCACCAUCGCCCCUGUCAAGUCUGACUACGUUCCGAAGGGCAAGUACAAGCCCUAUGCCGGCUUCAGCAAGGUCUACGUGACUGGCCCGGAGACCCCAGGGAAGGUCGCCAUCGUCUGCGUCUACGAUAUCUUUGGCUUCAAACCGCAGACCCAGCAAGGCGCUGAUAUCCUCGCUGAGAAGCUGAAGGCUCAGGUCCUCAUGCCCGAUUUCUUCGAGCCGGGCGAACCGUGGCCCGUUGAUCAGUUCCCACCGAAGACGCCGGAGGAGCAGAAGAAGCUACAGGAGUUCUUCGGAGGCAUUGCCAAGCCUACCGACGGUGUCGCAAGACUCAUCAACGUCGCAAAGACCCUCAAGUCUGAGGGAGUUGAAUUUGUUGGUGCCUACGGGUUCUGCUGGGGUGGAAAGGUAACAAUCCUUGCUGGCUCUCAGGAUGCCACUCCUUUGGAUGCUGUCUCGGCUGUUCAUCCUGCGAUGCUCUCUCACGAUGAUGUCACCAAGCUCAGCAUCCCAUUGGGGCUUUACCCCAGCAACGACGAGCCGGUGGACGAGAUCAAGCAGAUUCUGGAGAUUGUCUCGAAGAAACCCAUCUCGGAGAAGAGCGACUACAAGCACUAUGAUUCCUUCCAUGGCUUCGCGGCGGCGCGUGCGGACCUCAAUGACGCCGAGAAUAAGAAGCACUACGAGGACCUAUACGGCCGUCUCUGCGGGUACUUCAGCAAGGUCAGCGGUAUCCCCUGCGAGUGAAAGGCCUCGUGUAGAAGAAGUGACGAUGUUGUACAAUAUCCGAAGCACUUGUCCAUUUGUUGUAAAACGUCAAUGAUCCUGCAACUGUUGUAAUGCAAAAAAUUAGCGCCGAAUCACGAGGGC
Messenger RNA from Dichomitus squalens LYAD-421 SS1, 952 nucleotides. RefSeq lists its product as uncharacterized. NCBI's taxonomy places the organism in Eukaryota, Fungi, Basidiomycota, Agaricomycetes, Polyporales, Polyporaceae. Bases 50 to 829 code for a protein of 259 amino acids. The record is from RefSeq and is a predicted model, not a curated record. Gene Ontology annotation, molecular function: hydrolase activity. The transcript is spliced from 7 exons.